Molecule: messenger RNA, 3692 nt
Organism: Syngnathus acus (greater pipefish)
Lineage: Eukaryota; Metazoa; Chordata; Actinopteri; Syngnathiformes; Syngnathidae
Gene: pkn2
Product: protein kinase N2
Exons: 23
Coding region: 259-3186 (975 amino acids)
Biological process (GO): protein phosphorylation; signal transduction
Molecular function (GO): protein serine/threonine kinase activity; small GTPase binding; ATP binding
Source: RefSeq, a predicted model, not a curated record
UCCACUCAUAACCGCCGCCUCUUUCUCCAACUUGACUGGGAUAGCCUUUACUUUUCACUUUUCAUUUACGUUUAGCUAGCGAGCACGGCAGCGCGGGCGGGCGAGCGCGGAGCAAGACAACCAUGAGGAGUUUAUCUUACCCGAGAUGACCGAAAAUCGACGUUUGUGCUGGGAAACGUCCAAAAAGAAAACUUGUUUUCGGAGUUCCGACUCCCCUCCUCUCUCCCAGUAGGAUUUGAUUCAAAGGCGACAAGCAAGAUGGCCGCCGACUCCGUGCAGGGGGAUGCCAGGGGCCACCUGGUGUCAGAGCGGCUGGGCCUUGGCAACAAUCUGGACCUGUCGGACACCAUGGUCCAACAGAAACUGGAAGAGAUCAAGGAGCAGAUUCGGCGUGAGAUCCGAAAGGAGCUUAAGAUCAAAGAAGGUGCAGAGAAUCUGCGCAAGGUCACCACAGACAAGAAGAGCCUGGCUUAUGUGGACAACAUGCUGAAAAAAUCCAACAAGAAGGUCGAGGAGCUUCACCAGGAGCUGCAGGAGCUCGACGCCCACAUUGUGGUUAAAGACCCCGAAGAGCUGCAAGAAUGCCCCCUGACCCCAGAUACCCCGAACAGCGAGAGCCGAAUGUGCACAAGCAGCAGCCGGCUGGCCGCCCUGAAAAGACAGAACGACAUUGAGCUCAAGGUCAAACAGGGCGCGGAGAACAUGAUUCAGAUGUACUCCAACGGGCCCUCAAAGGAUCGCAAGCUGCUGGCGACGGCGCAGCAGUUGCUUCAGGACAGCAAGAUGAAGAUCGAGUUCAUCAGGAUGCAGAUCCUCAAGGCAAGCCAGGCCAAUGAGUUGAGCUUUGAGAACAAUGACGUGAUUGACAAGGCCAUCAUCAGCCCUUUGGACCUUCGGGUGGAGGAGCUUUGUCACCAUGCCAGGAUCGAGUCUGCGGUGGCAGAAGGCGCCAAGAAUGUUAUGAGACUCUUGGGCACCGGGAAAGUCACUGAAAAGAGAGCACAUUUAGAGGCGCAGGCUCGCUUUAAUGAAUCCAACCAAAAGCUGGACCUCCUUCGUUACUCGUUGGAGCAGCGCCUCAGCGAGCUGCCUAAGAACCACCCGCGCAACAGCAGCAUCGUGGAAGAGCUGUCACUUCUGUCCGCGCCAGUCCUCAGCCCACGAUCCAGCAUCAUCUCGGCGCAGAACCAAUACAGUACGGUGACCAAGCCCGCCGCGCUGACAGGCACCUUAGACGUCAGGCUCAUGGGGUGUCAAGACCUGCUGGAAAAUGUUCCCGGGCGCUCCAAAGCCGCAUCUGUCCCCCUGCCUGGCUGGAGCCCCAGCGAAACGCGUUCGUCCUUCAUAAGCAGAGCCAACCGGAACCGCAGCGUGAGUUCACGGAGCGUGGCGAAAAGCGAGGAGCUCUCGAAUGAGAUCAGUGCCGUUUUAAAGUUGGACAACACGGUCGUUGGUCAAACCAGCUGGAGGCCGGUCGGCAACCAGGCCUGGGACCACAAGUUUACGUUGGAGCUGGACCGGUCGCGCGAACUGGAGAUCUCAGUGUACUGGCGAGACUGGCGCUCACUUUGCGCGGUCAAGUUCCUGCGUCUUGAGGACUUCCUGGACAACCAGCGUCACGGCAUGUGUUUGUACCUGGAGCCGCAGGGCAUGCUCUUUGCUGAGGUAACAUUCUUCAAUCCCGUCAUCGAGAGACGACCAAAGUUGCAAAGGCAAAAGAAGAUUUUCUCAAAGCAGCAAGGUAAGACUUUCCUGCGAGCCCCUCAGAUGAACAUCAACAUCGCCACGUGGGGCCGUCUGGUGAGAAGAGCCAUUCCGACUGUGAGCACCAACUCCUUCAGUCCGCAGGCCGCUGAGACCGGCUCCAGCGGUAUCCCGGGUUCCCCCACACCAAGCAGCGACCCCCUGGUGACCAAGCUGGACUUUGACAGAGAGCCAACGCCAGGACCCAAGUUCUACCCAACGCCCGACACCAUACGAGAACCGCCGGAGCAACACAGCAUUCUGCCUGACAAGGAGGAAGUGCAGGACGCGUUGGCCUCCUUCGACUUCCUGAACAAGAGGAACAGCAUGGCGGUGAAGCCAGAUCUGGAACUGGUGGCAGAGACGGAGAUUCAACAUCCGGACCUGGAGCUCACGGCCUUCCCAAAAGAUACCGAGAUAAGGGAAGAAGAGCAGUUUCACUUCAGCCUCAAAGACUUCAAGUGCGUUGCGGUCCUUGGACGCGGCCACUUUGGAAAGGUGUUGUUAGCCGAGUACAAAAGUACAGGCGAAAUGUUCGCCAUCAAAGCUCUGAAGAAAGGCGACAUUGUGGCUCGCGAUGAAGUUGACAGUUUGAUGUGCGAAAAGCGAAUCUUUGAGACGGUCAACAGUGUGCGCCACCCGUUCCUGGUCAACUUGUUUGCGUGCUUCCAGACGCAGGAGCACGUGUGUUUUGUCAUGGAGUACGCGGCGGGAGGCGAUCUGAUGAUGCACAUUCACGCCGACGUCUUCUCCGAGCCGCGGGCCAUAUUUUAUGCUGCCUGUGUCGUGUUGGGAUUACAGUAUUUACAUGACCACAAGAUUGUGUACAGGGACUUGAAGCUAGACAACCUCCUCCUGGACACCGAAGGUUAUGUGAAGAUUGCUGACUUUGGCCUUUGCAAAGAAGGAAUGGGCUUCAGGGACAGAACCAGCACUUUCUGCGGAACACCAGAAUUUUUGGCCCCCGAGGUCUUGACUGAAACGUCGUACACCCGCGCCGUGGACUGGUGGGGGCUGGGCGUGCUCAUUUUUGAGAUGCUGGUGGGGGAGUCGCCGUUCCCCGGCGAUGAUGAGGAGGAGGUGUUUGACAGUAUCGUCAAUGAUGAGGUGCGAUACCCACGAUUCCUCUCCACUGAAGCCAUCUCCAUCAUGAGGAGGCUUUUAAGGAGAAGCCCGGAGCGUCGUCUUGGAGCAGGAGAAAGGGAUGCCGAGGAAGUCAAGAAACACUUAUUCUUUAGGAACAUGGACUGGAACGGCCUCCUCUCCAAGAAAGUGAAGCCCCCGUUUGUGCCCACCAUCCAAGGCGCGAACGACGUCAGCAAUUUUGACGACGAAUUCACCUCUGAGGCGCCUAUUCUGACCCCGCCCAGGGAGCCGCGGGUGCUCAACUCGGACGAGCAGAACAUGUUCUCCGACUUUGAUUACAUUGCCGACUGGUGUUAGCGCCACGGGUGCAACGGCAGCGCUCAGAACUCUUCUGUACAAAGGUUUGAGGGAUCUAAGACGCUUCCCUGAGGAAUCCCACUUUUUUUAUUAAAAAGAAAGAAACCAUGAAGAAUUUUUUUAUGAGGAAAAACUUGUUGGAGAAACUAAUGGAGGAUGGAGCAAUGCUGUCUGACCACUGAGAAUGUUUUUCAUAUGAACUCCGAGACUGGAGACGGCAGUCCCGAACACUCACUGACAUUUAUUCAUGUUUAUUUUGUUUUGAAUAUGUACAGUUUCUUCGGUGGGAUAUUUUAUUGCGUCGUUUUUGUGCUCAAGACAUAAUCCCUCUCAAAACUGGCAAAAAAUUUGCUAAAAGCAUCACUGAAGCCCAACAACACAUCUUGACUACUACUACUGUUGUUUUCUUUUUUUUGUGUCUAGUUUAAAUUUUAUUUUUGUCUUGUUCAUACAAGCUCGCAUAUGAAUUCAGCAGCUGUCCAUCCAGUGUUACGACACAAUACAGU